AUGCCAAUGACCAAAGUAAAUCCCUUGAUCAGCCUUUGCCCAUCGGAAAACCAGCGCAAUCGCUUCUCUUCAGAAGAUAGUGGCGAAGUCUCUGAGGCGUCUUCCUCUAAUCCCAUGUUAGCUCACUGUCCUUCUAUCGGUUCUACCGAUGGAACUGCUGAGGAGCUUCGCAGGAAAGUACAUCGUAUUCAGAAUAGACUGGCUCAUGGUCUGACUGCCUUUCUUUCCUCGUCUGCUGGCGGCCCCCACCUUAUACGACGGCUCUUGGCGGCUGACAUCAAGCGCUUAUAUCGAGUGCCCAUUAUGACAGGCGAUACCAACAAUACAAUCCUUACUUCCGAUCCUGUGAGCAAUGUCAUCCAGUUUACUGCCGAAACAGGAGCUGUUCCCAAGGAGUUUGCACCAAGGGUCAAUAAAAUAAAAGGUGGAUAUCGUGUUACCCGAUAUCUCACAAUUGAUUCGAAGUCUGCUGAACCAGAACCUGCUGAAUCAUUGGGAAAGCUAAGUGACUUUCUUCCUGUCGAUGGAGCACCAAUAGAGUGUCUAAAGAAAUCGGCCGAAUAUGCAUCUGGCAGCACCACCUCGAAUUUGCCCUUCUCUGCUCACUUCUCUUCUUCAUCUACUCCCGAUCCUUGUUCUCAGGAUGCCUCAAACGACUUUGUAUCCAUCUGUUUAUCCAGUUUUAAUCUGGCAUCUCGCCUCCUCCGACAAGUUAACGUCGCUUUAGCCUUUGCUCGCUUCGAAACUUCCUCCCUAAACACCACCGAAACUGCAAAGAUAGAUUCGAAUUCAUCGGAAGAUAGGCUGGGAGCUUCACAGAGCAGCCCGAAAGAGAAUGAAUGUAAUUCAGAGUUACUAAAGGAGCCAGUAUCUCAUGGCUUAUUUUGUGAUCUCUGUGGUCAGCACCUAGCU
Protopolystoma xenopodis is the source of this 912-nucleotide messenger RNA. NCBI's taxonomy places the organism in Eukaryota, Metazoa, Platyhelminthes, Monogenea, Polystomatidea, Polystomatidae. The record is from the annotation of a GenBank genome assembly.